Molecule: messenger RNA, 1560 nt
Organism: Saxophila tyrrhenica
Lineage: Eukaryota; Fungi; Ascomycota; Dothideomycetes; Mycosphaerellales; Extremaceae
Exons: 3
Coding region: 1-1560 (519 amino acids)
Molecular function (GO): protein binding
Source: RefSeq, a predicted model, not a curated record
AUGCCUGGCAAGAUAGCAACUGGCGAAGUGACCGCACCGCCAGCAAUGGAGCCGAUGAAAGACACCCAACCACUACUAUGGCCCGAGGACAUCGCCUUCCUCACCGAUCACACCUACUCAGCUACAAUCACAGCAGAGAUCCGAGCAUCUCUCAGCAGGACCACCACUGAGAGCGCCACUUAUGCAAAACUUGUCGCAGAAGCUCUCACAGCGCCUUGUUCCCGUAUCCAAGUGCGUAUUAUAGAAGACACCAAGCACCCGGCGCACGGGCAGCGAGGUAUAUUCGCCGCGCACCAUCUAGAGCCAGACUCCUUCAUCUGCCUGUAUAUGGGGCACAUACAUACCAACAGCCUGUCUGAUACGGACCCACACAGCGACUACGACUUGUCUCUGGAUCGCGAACUCGACCUCAGCGUGGAUGCUGCACGGUCUGGCAAUGAAGCUCGCUUCGCUAACGACUACCGGGGCAUUGCUGAGCGUCCGAAUGCCGAGUUCAGAGACUGCCUCAUCAAGGUAAAAUCUGAAAAGCGGGCGGGCGGGACGAAAUGGGAACGCCGAGUAGGUAUCUUCGUCAUGUCGGCAGGCAAGGCAGGCAAACGGAAAGCAGGGAUCAAGGCCGGCGAGGAGAUUACAGUCACUUAUGGAAAAGGCUACUGGGAAAGUCGCAAGACCAUAGCAACCUUCCGGAAGGAUGCCGAAAUGCGUCCGGACGACCCGAGACGCUCCAAGACUGGAAGGUUACAUCUCCAUCCAUACAACAGCGCUCUGUUCGCCUCGAUUGAAGGGCAGGUUGCUGUGAAUUUCCGGAAUCUUCGGUUGAGGAUCAGGGCCUACGACAGUACGUUGGGCUUCCACACCAAGUACAGGUCUACCACGCGCUGGGCAGAGCUACAGCUUCUAAGCUCAUACUCCGUCGAUUCCUCUGCGCCAAAGCACGGUCAGCGGCCGCGUUUCAAGGUAGGAUUCGCUGAGGUUCGCACCACUCCUUGGUAUCAAAAGGCAGUAGACCCCACAGUUGUCAACCACAACCGCGACCUUGAGUACAUUUCGGACCCCGCGAAAACCAUCAUCGAACAACUACUGGCUGCGCCCAACUUCGGGGGACUCACGAUGAGGGACUUGGAACGUGUGGCGGACUCGACUCGGGCGGCACCACCGCCGGCGAUCACAAGGGCGCGAAAGAAGCGCGAAGCGAGCGAAGCCGCUACCAAGUCCACCAACAGAGCCUCCACCGACAUCCGCGAUGCAUACGCCGACAAGCAACUACGAGUCAACACGCAAGACGAGCCUCCGCUGUGCUAUCUGCUUGAAAAGGUGCCACCGGAAGUCCGAAACACCAUCUACGGAUACAUCGUAUACGAGAAGAAGCUCAUUGAGUUGCGCAACAAGUUCACGCUGCCUGCAAUGACUCGUGUCUCACGCCUGGUCCGCGUGGAGUCUUUGCCGGUGUUUUUCGACGUCAACUGGUUCCAAGAAGUCAAGACUGCGGCACCAUUCCAGUCCGAGUCUGUCUAUGGAUGGAAGAACGAGAGUCCUCAGGUGAAAGUUCACAGACGAUGA